This is a messenger RNA of Diaporthe amygdali, 1704 nucleotides long. RefSeq lists its product as uncharacterized. The coding region runs from base 1 to 1704 and encodes 567 amino acids. The record is from RefSeq and is a predicted model, not a curated record. Lineage: Eukaryota; Fungi; Ascomycota; Sordariomycetes; Diaporthales; Diaporthaceae. The transcript has a single exon.
AUGGAGCGAAAGUUCUUUGCUGUGUUGCCAACGAUUCCAGAGAGACUUGACAACACGCUCGACAUUGUUAUGGAGUGCUCAUCAGUCAAACAUGGUGAAUAUGGACAGAGUCCUCAUCCGAACCGGUCGGAGAAUGAGAAAAUGGAGAUUCAACAGCCUCAAAUCCCAGUCCAAGAUGCCUGUGAACAGUUUCAAGGCUCGCGUUCGCAUCUGCGCCAUACCACAGGCGCACAACAUGAUCCCCCUGUCCAAAGCGCAGCCCACGAACCCCAGCGACGGCCUGCGAUGAGAUACUCUGGAACAAACCCAUCUCUUCAGCACGGAAACAUUAACAACAUUACACCAACGUCCACGGAUAUACCUGAAUCAGCAACGCCUAAGCCUAUGUCCAAUGGAGCUUUCCGGAGACACCGUGAACCAAGCUAUGUUGAGCUGCAAAGAAAGGCUCAACAAAUCCACAGCAUUGAUAGUCCCCCCGGAAUUAGCGGUCCUCUCCAGCCAGGGGUUCUCGGUGGUACUCAUAUGGACGAUGACGCCGCUUCGAGUGGCGACGAUGAUUCGGACCAGCCAGAACGCCGAACAAAUUUCUUUCAACAGACUCUUUCUCGCAUAUUUCAACGCAAGACCGACACACACCCUUGGGACGGCAGCAGAGAGCCUAUUCUGCAGCAUCAGCAGAGCUUGACAACACGACCCCACUGGCCAUUUCACUACAAAGCUAGUUCCAGCAAGAAUAAGGGCUUUGAAAUCGCACCACUCCAGGCCGACUCGUACGAAGGCGAAGAAGACCUGCUACCUCAAGGGCAGGAGUCUCUGCUCCUGAGAAAGCUCUUCGCAGGCCAUGGAAACAGAGGGCCACCAUCUCCAUCUGCUGGCACAGCACCUCCUCAGUCUCCCAAACUCCAACGCCGCAACGCCCAAAGGAAGACACAUCGGGAUCCAAAAUUACCUGGCGCAGCACAUGAGAACAUCCAAUUCCAUGGCGAUCGAUUCAAUGCCAAUGUUCGUCGGAGGACUAAAGCCAGGAAUGUCAAGCUCAUCCAUCCGUCUCCCGUCGAGCUCGCCAAGCGCAAAGGCAUACUCCCUCAGAUCAUAGAGGUAGCUGAGGAGGCGGAAGCGAGUGAAUCCAGUUACAAAUUAGCUGUAACGCCUCAAGAUGAGGCAGCAGAGGAAAAUUUCGCUCCCAAGAUCCAUGAGAUUUUUUUGGAGGGCAAGACGAUCGUCGACCGCGAUCAUGAGCAGGGAGGAAAAAGGAAACGUCAAAGCGAAGAGACCCACCAGGGUCCUCACUACAGCACAGACGAGAAAGCCGCACAGCAUGACUGCCACGAUAAUGCGCACAGCCGAAGCGUACAGACACUUGCCGAACCCAGGAGGUUCCCACUUGUUGUCGAGGAGGCACAACAGACCUCUGUAACUUCCUCUGCGCCAACCUCUCCGCCCUCAACGGAGUCAACCCUCAAACCUACGCCAGCCACGGCACCAGCUCCUGAGCCCGAAACCCUCGCGCAAAGCGGCUCCCAGUGUGGCACACCAGGGUGCACCUGGCCAUACUGCUCGCGCAUACGCGGUAACUUUCGGAUGCCAGUGCCGGACACGGACGGCAAAGUGAAGUCUGAUAGCGGAAGCGGCGCCUCGGAGGUGAGGAACGAGGCUGAUAUCGUGUCGGCUGGGAAUGGUUUCUCUUUUCUUCGGCUGAAUUGA